Fomitopsis serialis is the source of this 414-nucleotide messenger RNA. RefSeq lists its product as uncharacterized. Lineage: Eukaryota; Fungi; Basidiomycota; Agaricomycetes; Polyporales; Fomitopsidaceae. The coding region runs from base 60 to 272 and encodes 70 amino acids. The record is from RefSeq and is a predicted model, not a curated record. Gene Ontology annotation, molecular function: protein binding. The transcript has 2 exons.
CGGCGACAUACUCGUACGUAGCACCGAGUCGCAACAUCGUCACGCCUGGUGCGACCAGUAUGGAUCGAGUGGGCCACGGGUACCCAUCAGUGAGGGCCGACGUGCUGAACGAGGAUGUAUGGUUCACUGUCCUCUCCUUCAUCGAUCCCACCGAUGCGCCUAAUCUCUCCCUUGUCUCUCGAACCAUUCACCGCCUGCUCGCCGUAUCAUCCUCUCUCGUGCCGACAUCUCCCAGAAAAGCCAGCUUUCCAAGGCCUGCGCCUUCCUGCUAGACGAUCCGCGUCAUCGCGCCUGCUGGCUACGUGAACUCCACGUACACCACAACGUCCUUCAGGACGUUAUUGGUUGCUGGCGCAGCACGGAGGGUUCGUCGUUCGCUGGGAAGCUUGCCGGGCUCCUGCAUGCUGCGCAGAA